Apis florea (little honeybee) is the source of this 2138-nucleotide messenger RNA. RefSeq lists its product as uncharacterized. Gene Ontology annotation, biological process: signal transduction. The record is from RefSeq and is a predicted model, not a curated record. NCBI's taxonomy places the organism in Eukaryota, Metazoa, Arthropoda, Insecta, Hymenoptera, Apidae.
AUUUCUUAUCAAAUACUAUAAAAUUUAAUGAUAUGGUAUCUGUGCAAAAUAUAACAUUUCGUAAUGGUAUCAGUACAAAUGAUAUAUAUGUUUCUCAUCUUCCAUUCAAUUUGAUAAACAUAAAAAAAGAUCUUAAUCUUUAUAAAAAAAGAAUUUCUGGAAGCUUAAAAGCAAAUACAAUAAAUUUACCAUAUGUUUUUAAAAUCAUUGGAAACAAAACUCUAGUUGAUAUUUCCAUUAUGGGAUCUGUAAAAUUUUGUUAUGAACCAAUCAUAAAAAGUAUAAAUGAUAUCAAAUUAAAAAAAUUAUCUUCAGAAAUUUGGAUGGUAACAAAUACUACGACAAUACUUCAUGGAAAAAAUAUGCAUUUUAAUGAUAUAAUGAUAAAAAAAUAUGUUGUUUUAAAUAAUUUAACAAAUACAUUAAGCUUCAAAAUGUGGAACAAUAUUUUAAAAUCUAUUCUAAGUAAAACAAAGUUACAGGAAAUAGAAUUUCCUGCAUCUUUUAAUGAUAUCAAAAUUUCUAACAUUGUAAGUUCAAAUAUUUCAAUUAUAAAAUCUUCAUUAUCAGAUUUCAAUAAUAUAUUUGAAAGUUCUUUGUUAAAAAAUAAGAUCAAGAAGUAAAGACAAAGUGGAUAUUCAAUAAUUAAAAAUUUCAGAUACUUACAGGAAACUUGCAUAUAAAGCAAACAAUUAAUAAUCUAUAUCUUAAAAGUGAUGUUAUGAGACAUAAUUCUAAAGAAAAUAUUGUAACUGGAAAAAAAAAAGUUUUAGCUUUGAUAGUUGAGAAUUUAAAUGGUUACAAUUUUAAUAAAUGGACAGCUAAUGCUUUAAUGCAAACAAAAAAGGAUAUAAUCAUCGAAGGACGAAAAAAAUUUAGUAUCGUUACAUUCAACAAUAUAAAAAUGUCUGGAACUAUAAUGGGCUGUGCUAUAGAAGAGGUAUUAAGAAAAUCCACAAAUCAAAUAAUCUAUAGCCAAAAAAUAAUUCAAGGUUUUAUCAAUGCAUCUGAAUUUAUUAUUAAUGGCUUAAUAAAUGAUGUAAAUUUAACUAAAUUAGUAUAUCAUCAAUUAAAAAAAAAUAAUCCUCUUCAAAUAAUAAGAACAGGAAUUGAGUUACAUAAUAGUUUAAAUAUUAUUGGAAAUCUUACAAUCAAAGGUGUUUAUGAAAAGUCAGAAAUGAAAAUUUUUGACAAAAAUUACUCAAAUGCCCAAACCAUUAUUAAAAGGAUGAAAAGAUUUAUAAGGACAGCAGAAAUAAUUAAUAUAGCUUUACGAAGUCGAGCAAUUUACAUAAAUAAAUUAGAAAUUAUAAAUGACACUAUCGAUGCUUUUAAUAAAUCUAUGAUCAUUCAAUAUAAUGCAAUACAAUGUAAUUCCAAAAAGUUUUCUUCAUAUUGUAUCAGUAAAUAUGCAAAGGAAUUAAUUUUUCAAACAAAUAUCGGCAAUUUUAUAUUAUUAAAGUCAAUAAUGAUGGACGAAAAAGAAUUCAUUGUUCUUGUAAAAUUUAAUUCUAUAUCCAUAUAUUCAUUUAUUAAUAUAGGAAAUAAUUUUGUUCAUUUAAAAGAUUUAUAUUUUCCUAACAUAAUGGAUGCGUUUGUAGAACAAAAGUGGCAUGGAUUUGGAUUAUGGAUUAUUUUGCGAUUGAUCUCACAAACUCUGGUAUUACUUUAUCAACCAUGGGGAGAUAUACAACAAUAUAUUUUGCCUGUUACAGACGUAUUUUCAAUAAAUAGAUCUCCAAAUGAUCAAGUUUUGUUACUAUUAUCAAAUGGUAUAUGGGAUCUUGAAGGAUUAGCUAAUCCUCGUAAUAUCAUUGAAAUUCCCCUCAAAGGAAAAAUAAAGACUGUUGUUGAUAGAUUCAAUUAUUAUGUAAAGUGUAUUUCAAAAAAUGAAACAAUUUUGAUGAAAGCUCGAUAUGUAUGAAAUUGAUUGUUAAAUUAAUUCAUUGUAACUAAACACAAUUGAAAAAUUUUAACAAAAACUUAUGUUAAUCAUUAAAUAUUUUGAUGAUAAUUUUGAUAUUUAAUAUAUUUAUAAAUAAUGUAAUAUAUUAAUAAUUAUCAUUAUGUGAAGAAGUAUGAUAAGUUAUUUCGUUAAUUCUGAAUAUUUUAAUAAUAAUUUGGAAGUUUAAUAUUUA